Plutella xylostella (diamondback moth) is the source of this 2617-nucleotide messenger RNA. RefSeq names its product THO complex subunit 5 (gene thoc5). Gene Ontology annotation, biological process: mRNA export from nucleus. NCBI's taxonomy places the organism in Eukaryota, Metazoa, Arthropoda, Insecta, Lepidoptera, Plutellidae. The record is from RefSeq and is a predicted model, not a curated record. Gene Ontology annotation, cellular component: THO complex part of transcription export complex. Gene Ontology annotation, molecular function: mRNA binding.
AAAAACUGUCAUUUAUUUUCUUUCCUACACACCCGUUGUUUGGUAUUUGUUUUAUUAAAAUUUACUCAAGUAUCUAACAAGGAUGGGUAAAGACGAAGUUGCUGUGAAAAAACGCCGAAAACUAACUACGACGACAGUGGUAGAAACUCCGAAACCAGUAACGGUAGACGUUUAUAAGCGUGUUGUUGAUUUUGAGGAGUCCGAAGCUCAACUACGGCCGGCGGAAAAAGAUGCUAACUUGUUCAAAAAGAUAUGUCAAGAUGUACGGCAACUCUUUUCAGACAUAGCUAAAUUGAAAGAAAUGGAUUCUAGUGAGGUGAAAGAACAAAUAAAUACCAAGAGAGUGGAGGCAUCAUUGCUACUGGUAGCUUUGAAAAAACUGAACCGCUUGGAGAAAGUUCGCACCCGAGCUGGCCGAGAUGCACUCCACAAGGAGAAGCAGCAGGUGGACUCCACACACCUGCUGCUGCAGAACUUGCUGUAUGAAGCCGACCACUUGAACAAGGAGGUCACUAAGUGCCUGCAAUUUAAAUCCAAGGAUGAGGAAAUUGAACUAGUGCCAGUAGAAGACUUUUAUAAGGAGGCACCAGCUGAAGUCUCUAGACCAGAAGUCACAAACAAAGAUGAACAUCAACUGCAACUGGCCCGCCUUGAAUGGGAGCUUCGUCAGCGUAAGGAGCAGGCUGGUGCUUGCAAUGAGCUGGUGGCAUCCAAGGAGCGCGUGGCGGCGGCCAUUGCGGCGGCGCGCUCGCGACUCGACGCACUUGCCCCACAUCUGAGGGAUGUCUUGAAGUCCACUAAACCACUUCAAGAAGCACUGGCUAUGAAGUUAGAUGAGAAGCGAGAUGAAGCUCGCGCAGCAGCUCUCCUGCCGUCGCCGCUGCUGCUGCUGUAUGCUAAUGCACAUGCUUAUGCUGAUGCCUUGGGGGUGGAAACUAUUUCAGUUGGUAUAUCAGGUGAUGAAGAUGAAGCUCGGCGUUUGGAUCAACUGAACAAUGUAGACAAUGAACUGGAAGUAUCAAAUGAUUCAGAUUCUGAUCAAGAUAACAAUGACGAUGAGCAAAAUGAGAAGAAAAAACGUCAUCACAGAACUGCCAAAGUUUCUAAAGAGGAAAAAGCAGAAGCUAAAAAGAAAGAAGUGCUAAAGAAACAUCCUCUGCAGGUCCUAGUAACUAUUAAGGUUAAAGAAGGGACAGCUUUAAAUCUGAUAUUCUCAUAUCUUUUACGACUCAAAAUUGUAGGAGUGAAGUUUACAGUGAGCCUCCCAAAGCCUGUAAGUGGUGUGUCUGCAGCUGAUGUGCUCAAUGGGCACUGCAUCCUCAGUGAGUUAUAUCCAGGAGAUACUGGUAACGAUUCCCCACACCCUGCCACAGAGUAUGUACUGAAAUCUGCUGGAAUAAAAGAAAAAUUCCCAAGCUUCAUUAGCGAGGCGGGAAGGCCAUACAUUUGGGCGCAAAGGAUGUGUGGUCUGGACUUCAUGACGGCAGUAGUUGGCGAGAGUCACAAGACUAUUCAGCCAUGUCCAAGUCUCAGUGUUGCAUCCGUAGAGAAUUUCAUUUUGACGCUCAAGAAAAGAUUGAAAUCUAGAGUGGAGCUCAUGAAGGAGUUACAAGAUCUGGAAUCUGGGAAAAUAGUCCCAGCUAAAGAAAUGCCUGUAGUGAGACAGUCUGGCACCUUAGUGCAGUGGCAGACGGUGGGCUGGCCGGAAUACAGCCAGGCACCAUCGACGGCAAUUGUUAUUUCUGAGGGAUUAGUAAGUGACUCACACAUGUUGUACAGAGCUAUAAUAACGCGGCAGUCCGCCAAGCUCGUCGCGCUGGUCGCUCUCAGCAGUGACUACCCGAAGAAGGCUCCAAUAUUCUCACUAACUCUGCACUGGAACGGAACACACCAUGCAGGUACUGACGACGAUAUCAGAGAUAUUGAAAGAGUAAUUAAUACAGAUUUGGAUGAGUCAUUUGGUAAAAGUCGUAUACUGUCUUCGCAAAUGUGUAAAUUGUUGACAUGUGUGGACAUCCUGCUGGAGACGACGGGGUCGGCGGAGUUCCCGCCGGACAAGGUGAUGUUCACGCCGGUGCGCGGCCGCAACCGGAUGAAGCCAUACAAGUACCUGAAGCAGGGCUCCGGCAUAUUCGUGCAGCAUUAAAAGCGCGGUUAGAAAUUAGAAGUUUGUGUGUGAUUUUGAAGUAAGACAAAUAACGCCAAGUUAUGAUGUUAAAAAUAAGAAUUUAUUAAAACAAAACAAAUUAAUUUUAUAAUACAACAGUCUUUAUUCUUAUGUCAGUAAAGCAUUGAACAUUAUUUGUGAGGAAAUACAUAAAUUAUGAUCACAAUUUGGCAAAAUAAUAACUUGGUACUAUAGAUGAGAGAAAUAUAAUUAUUUGAAAUUUCACCUAAGUAAUUCAAUGUCUUCAAGAAUAUAGUAAAACGUAAUUCUUAACCUAAAAAUGCCGUAUUGUUAUUGGUCAAUAAUGAGAUCUCUAUAGCAUUAUGUCUAUUCCGAGAUAUUAUUACUUCAUAAUUUCCAUUUAUAAUACACUACGAGUAGUAAUAAUAAAAUGUUAAUUUACUAGUUAUAUGAGAUGUUUUUGGAAACAAUACUACGUUCUCUAUACUA